AGGGCGACACAGACUGCCCAGUACGCAGCGUUUCAAACUGGCUGUUGGGUUUUUCUCUUAUUACCAAAUUUUUGUUUGGGGAAGGAAGAGUUACAUCUUUCCAACAGGGCCUGCAAGCUAUUUUGGGCGCCCUAGAAUUGUUAAGGCCCCUUUUGCCUUUCCACACUUUCACCCUAAGGGAUCUCUGCUCCUUCUGGUCUGGUCUGGUCUCCCUCAGCGGCCUGCUGCUUGCUGGCUGUGGAGCACAGAGCUGCUUGAGUGUGGUUGUGAAGCAGUGUAACAGACGGCCAGCGCGCUGGCUCUCUUGGCUUUUGAUCUGUCUGGUUUUGACAGUAAAAUCCAGGGAACUGGGGGCGUGGCCCAGUGGUAGAGUGCUUCUUAGCACAUAGCAUGCACAAAGCCCUGAGUUCAAGCCCCUGUACUGAGAAAAAAAAAUCUGUUUUGAACCAACUCAGAGACAGACACGUGCAGCUGCAUUUGCUCCCUGUGCCCUGUCUUCUGGGGACUACCCCCGGAUCUCAUGGGUUUUCGGGAAGCUCCCUGCCAGGGCUCCCUAAGGUCUUCCUGUUAGUGUUUGGGUAACCACCUCAGGCAGCACAAAAGCUGGCCAGCCCCGGCAUUUCCCAGGUGACGAUCCACAGGAUCCACAGCCCCUGCUGUCGUGGGCAUGUGGGCUCUGGCUGCCCUGCGCUCUGUGUCCCUCCCCACUGGAAGCACCCACUCCCUCCUGUGGCCAGUUCAGGAGGCCAGGCAGGUUUGUCUCACUCCCCUCCUGGCCAGGUGUGGAGCUGGUUCUGCAGCUGGCAUCUCUCCAGGAGACCCGAGAACCGCUUGGGACUGCAGGCUCUUCUUUCAGGUGCCAGGCUGGUGGUGCUGACAGCUGUGCUGGGAAGGUACUGUGGGCGCAGCUCGCAUGGCUGGCAAGAGGUCAGCAGGCAGGUGGCCCCCACUGCUGCUGCUGGGGCUGCUGGUCACAGUUGCCACUGUCCACCUUGUUGCCUGUCCCUACACCAAGGUGGAGGAGAGCUUCAACCUGCAAGCCACACAUGACCUGCUCUUUCAUCAGCUGGACAUGGACGAGUAUGACCACCAUGAGUUCCCUGGGGUCGUCCCCAGGACGUUCCUCGGACCACUGCUGCUCGCGGUGUUCUCCAGCCCUGUGGUGUGUGUGCUCUCUCUGCUGGAAGCGUCCAAGUUUUAUUCUCAGCUGAUAGUCAGAGGAGUGCUCGGGCUGGGUGUGAUCUGGGGACUGUGGACGUUACAAAGAGAAGUAAGGCGGCAGUUUGGAGCCACAGUAGCUACCAUGUUCUGCUGGGUGACGGCCACACAGUUCCACCUGAUGUUCUAUUGCACGCGGACGCUGCCCAAUGUGCUGGCCCUGGCUGUGGUGCUGCCGGCCCUGGUGGCCUGGAUGAGGCACCUCUGGGCCCGCUUCAUCUGGCUCUCGGCGCUGGCCAUCGUGGUUUUCAGGGCUGAGCUCAGCCUGUUGCUGGGCCUCCUGCUGCUGCCACCCCUGCUCCGCCGGCGGCUGUCCAUGGUCACCCUACUUCGCCACACGGUUCCCGCGGGGCUCCUCUGUCUUGGACUGACGGUCGCUGUGGAUUCCUACUUCUGGAGACACCUCGUAUGGCCAGAAGGGAAGGUGCUGUGGUAUAACACUGUGCUGAACAAAAGUUCCAACUGGGGCACUUCUCCACUCCUGUGGUAUUUCUACUCAGCUCUGCCCCGAGGCCUGGGCUGCAGCUUCUUCUUUGUGCCCUUGGGCGCCAUGGACCGAAGGACCCAUGCGCUGAUGCUGUCAGCCCUGGGCUUUGUAGCCCUGUAUUCACUCCUUCCACACAAGGAGCUGCGCUUCAUCAUCUACGCCUUCCCAGGGCUCAAUGUCGUGGCCGCCAGGGGCUGCUCCUACCUUCUGAAUAACUAUAAAAAGUCCUGGCUGUACAAAGUGGGGACCCUGCUUGUGAUUGGACACCUGGUGGUGAAUGCUGCCUGCACAGCCACAUCCCUCUACGUGUCCCACUUCAACUACCCUGGCGGUGUGGCAAUGCAGCGACUGCAUGAGCUGGUGGCCCCAGGCACAGAUGUCCACCUGCACAUUGAUGUGGCGGCUGCGCAGACGGGGGUGUCGAGGUUCCUGCAGGUCAACAGCGCCUGGAGGUAUGACAAGAGGGAAGACCUGUGGCCGGGUGCUGUGGGCAUGCUGGCCUACACCCACGUCCUCAUGGAGGCUGUGCCCGAGCAUCUUGCCCACUACAGGGAUACCCACCGCGUCCUGGCCCGCAUCGCGGGCACCACUGGUGUGAGUCUGAAACUCACCAGACUGCCUCCGAUAGACGUCAACAUGCAGACGAAGCUGGUGCUUCUGGAGCGACUCCUCAGGCCAUCCUGAGGGCUAGCCCUGGGUGGGGAGCAAGGGGCCCAGACGGGCUCACCGGUGCCCAGGGCUGCUGAGGACACAUGGCCCCGCACCUCCUACCUGCCGCCAUGGUGGGCAGCAGGUCCUUCACUGCCAAGCCCAGGCACCACCUGUGUCCACAAGGGGACAGGGCCAGGCCAGGACCGUCCCAGGUGCCCAGCCACGUGGUGGCCCCAGUGCAUACAGAAUCUGCGCAGCUGUCAGGCCCCCUGCUGCAGGUGUGUCUUUUGCGUGCCAGACAGGGCUGGUAAGAGAGAACACAUUCAAAAGGGGGUAAGAAUAAACUUCAUUAUUUUCU
Messenger RNA from Octodon degus (degu), 2714 nucleotides. RefSeq names its product ALG12, alpha-1,6-mannosyltransferase (gene Alg12). Gene Ontology annotation, cellular component: endoplasmic reticulum membrane. The coding region runs from base 914 to 2389 and encodes 491 amino acids. The record is from RefSeq and is a predicted model, not a curated record. The transcript has 9 exons. Gene Ontology annotation, molecular function: alpha-1,6-mannosyltransferase activity. Gene Ontology annotation, biological process: protein N-linked glycosylation. NCBI's taxonomy places the organism in Eukaryota, Metazoa, Chordata, Mammalia, Rodentia, Octodontidae.